AUGUGUUUCUUUGACAUCAAAACUGUUGAUUUAUUUGAUUGUGGUUUGAGCAAGAGUGUCAAGCCCAUUGCAAUUAUUGACGACAUCAGUGCCAGUGUUCAGGAAUUAUUUGUUUAUAGUGGCUUCUGGAAAAUCCUAUCAUUUUGUAUUGGACGAAAAAACGAGGACAAAACAAAAAUCCCCCUUCUCACAAAAAUUCAAGAAGCAUUGGAACGCACUGAUUACGUCGACUUUACAACACGACCUGCCCUGCAAGAGGCAUGUAGAAUAUAUCACCCAAACUUCUCAAACAUUUACUCCAAAAGGAACUGCCAAGCGAUGCUGAAGACAGUAAUCAACUUGGUGCUCAAAGUCAAUUUGUGCCGACAGCGCAUUUUUGGAGAGAAGAAGAAAAAGAAAACAUAUAAACGCAAGCAGAGAAAAAGACCAAAGCCGCAGUCAGAACAAGCAAAGAAGAAACAAGCAUUGGAAAAGCUUUUUUGGCUUUUGGACUGUGAUCAUCGGGUGGAUCAAUGCAUUGACAAGCAAUUAGGCAUCAUCUUUUCAAACAACAAGAAGAAACCAGAAUCAAAAGAACCUGCUGCUGCCAAAACUACUGGUGCACCAUCUCCAGUUUCCCGUAAAGGCAAAUCGCGCAUGUCAGCAACAUCUUCACCGCAACCAUUGUCUACUACGGAUGCUGAGCAAGACAUUGAGUUGCUUGAUAGUGACGACAGUGAUUUGGAAAGUGUCAUGGAUGAUGAGCUACAAGAAGAAGAGGAAAGUCGUGAUUUGACAGCCAAGGAGAUCAAUGCUUUGACGUCUGUAUCCGUGAUGCUUUGCCAAUCCCCCUCCAUCAAAGGUGAUAUUUCCUCUGAACACAUCAAGAAGCAGUUGUACCCCGACAAGAGAGACUCUAUUCCAGCUAGUGCCCUUGAUUGCUGCUGCACAAUCAUCAAUGCCAUCAAAUCUCUUGUUCCUAAGGAAGAUUCCCCCUCCAUACAGGUGGUUUGGUUUGUUUCAGUUGCGCAAUAUUCUUGUUACUUUCCACCCUGGCCUUACAAGGAAGAACGCGAGAAGUCUCUUUCCAACUAUAAAGGGCACGCCGAGUCAAAAAAAUGGCAAUUGCGCUCGAUCCCGUAA
Messenger RNA from Mucor velutinosus, 1122 nucleotides. RefSeq lists its product as uncharacterized. NCBI's taxonomy places the organism in Eukaryota, Fungi, Mucoromycota, Mucoromycetes, Mucorales, Mucoraceae. The transcript has 2 exons. The record is from RefSeq and is a predicted model, not a curated record. The coding region runs from base 1 to 1122 and encodes 373 amino acids.